Messenger RNA from Westerdykella ornata, 2502 nucleotides. RefSeq lists its product as uncharacterized. The transcript is spliced from 3 exons. The coding region runs from base 1 to 2502 and encodes 833 amino acids. NCBI's taxonomy places the organism in Eukaryota, Fungi, Ascomycota, Dothideomycetes, Pleosporales, Sporormiaceae. The record is from RefSeq and is a predicted model, not a curated record.
AUGGAUCCUAUCACCAUUCUCGGGCUCGCUUCGAACAUCAUUUCCAUUAUCGAUUGCGGUGUACGUCUCGUGUCUGCCUCCAAAGCGAUACGAGAGUCCGCCCAUGGAGCAUCACGCUCAGCACAAGAUCUCGAAGCCUUCGUCCGCGAGGCCAGAGCUUUAAGUGACGAUGUCUUCAGCAUGGAGAGAAGUUGUGGGAAGAGACUCUCCGCAAGCGAGAAGAUGAUGUUGGAAUUGGCGGAGGAGUGCCAGGACGUAAUCAAAGAGGUGGAGACAUGGGUGCGGAAGUUGACCGUAACCAAGGGACCCUCGAAUGUGUGGAAGAGCAUGAAGGUGGCGGGUUUGGAGCUGGCUAAGAAAGACGAGAUUGAUCGCCUAAAGGCGAGGUUAGAAGCGCUGGGGUCAAGAUUUAGGGACUGUGUUCAGCAGGUUCUCUAUCAGGAUCGCCACUUGGAGAUAUUGACCAGGCUGAGAGAACUUGAAGCGUUCCAAAAAGUACACAGAAUGGAAAGCAGCUCAACACUGAAGUCAAUCCGUGAAGAUAUCCUUCGUCUCCUCCAGCCUCCAGAAACGAAUGCAGACGAAGACCAUAAAUUGCAACGCGCGCUUGGAGUUUCUCAGCUUGUCAGUCUACAAAGCAAGCUUAAGGUCCUCGCGGGAGAACAGCAAAUCUAUGAGAAGCAGCGCAAGAUUCUCGAGAGCCUUCACUUUCAUGACUUCAAACAUCGACAUAGCCAGAUUGCCGACGCUGGCACUUCUACAAACGCCUGGUUGUUUGAUCCCCGAAAGACGUCUUUUGUGAAGUGGCUGGAGACAGGCGGUGGAUUCUUCUUGAUCAGUGGUAAGGCAGGAAGUGGGAAGUCAACCCUGAUGAAGUUCGCAGCUGAGCAUGACACCACCACCGACUUGCUGGAGAAGUGGGCCAGUCCACAACAUCUUUACACCGCAAGCUACUAUUUCUGGAAUGCAGGCGCACCAAUGGAGAAAUCUCAAGUCGGCCUACUCCAGUCCUUGCUGUAUCAGAUAUUUCGGGGUUCGGCAAGUCUUCCUUCGGAAAUCUCUCUGUGUCGCCGCUACCAUGAACGAUGGGACACCAAAGAGUUGAAAGAGUUAUUUAGCAGGGUAAUGGAGAGGAGGUCCUUAUCCGCCAAGUAUUGCUUCUUUAUCGAUGGGCUGGAUGAGUUCGAGGGCGAUGAGGAGGAAGUUGUCGACAUCUUGCGAUUCAUAUCUUUCUCGUCUCACGUCAAGAUAUGCGCAUCCAGUCGGCCAAGGUACAUCAUUGAAGAAUCACUUGCGGUCGCCGAGCAUAUGAUAAUCAUUCAUGAGCAUACAAAAGAGGACAUCAAAAGUUGGAUUCACCAAAAAUUCUCCGAGAAUCCCAAGUUUCACGCACACUCUAAGCACGAUCCAUCUUACUGGAGACUUGUCAAAAUGAUAUCCAGCGCCGCUGAAGGAGUUUGGCUUUGGGUCUACCUGGUAGUGCGCGACUUGUUGCACGCAGUCAACCGAUAUGAGAGUCUCCCAAAGCUUCUGGAGAUUGUGGAAGCCUUCCCGAAUAAUCUUGAUCAGUAUUUUGAGUCGAUGCUUGUUAAUAUGCGGGACGCAUAUAAGAAAGAGAUGGCCCGGUUGUUUUUGCUUGCCCUCAACAGCGAUACCGGCUCCUGGAUCACCUUUCCCAGUUGGAUGCCUCUACCAUUGGCUGCGGUAGACUGUGUGCAAAGGGAAAUGAGCGAUCCAAAUUAUUUUUCCAGCAAGGUAUCCUCGAUGCAAAUGGAUAUGUCCGUGAACGUUUGGAAAACACGUCUACACUCUCGAUGCCGAGAUCUACUUGUUGUCGAGAACCACCCGCAAGGAUGUACUGGGGCCCCUCCGGAAUCGCCGUCGCCGCUGAACCUGCACAUAGUCUUCCUCCACCGCACAGUUCGCGAUUUUCUUCGCGACAAUUUCUAUACGGUAUUGGAAAGAUCAGCGGGCAGCGACUUUUUCUGCGUGAUAUCCACACUCAAAAUGUGGUUAUUCAUGUGCAAAAUUAUAGUUAGGCCAGCCGCCAGUACGGUGACCGAAUGGUGGAUACGCGAAGAAUGGGAUCUAAUGGGACACCACAUUCUCGACUGCUUGGAAAGCCUGCCGGAAGGGUGGUUAGAAGACACGAAUUCUUAUAUUGAACUCAUCACGGAAGCAGAGCACACCUUAAUGAAGGUUUCUGGGUGCUAUGAGCAAGGCGCUUCUCUACCUAUUGGACCCAUCUUCAACUUGGUGCUGCGACACUCGCAACAGUAUCCCUUCCCAGAUUAUUUACACCUUAGGCUCCAAGCCGACCCAGGUCUUAUAAGCCGUCACCCUUUACCGCUUCUGACAUAUACCCUUCCGGCCGAGGAUGUAACUUCCGGGACUUUGGGGGUAGUAGAAACUCUGUUGAAAAGCUUGUCGCGGAACGGAUGCCACCCCUGUUCAAGCACACUCCUUAGAUACUUAAGGAGUUAUCAGCUCCUCAGUAGAUAG